GCAAUGUGAAGCCGUCGGCCGGUUGGGCCUGGGACGCCGCCGGUUGGCUGCUGCGGCGGCUGCUGCUGCUGUUGUUGCUGCUGCUGCUCCAUGAUGGGCAGUCACGCAGAUAAAAGAUUGGCUUCUUUUUUGUGUGUGUGUGUGUGUAUUGUAAUGCACGUCAAGUGCGUCGGUAGUAUAAAGGACGGAUGGGUUGGGAUUGAUAGUGUCGGAUACCGAGUAGUCGGCGUAGGCGUCGAUGAAGCUUUGUGGGAUGAUGUGGCACGUAAGGUAUUGACGUAUGUAGUUUGCGGACUAAAGACAGUGGAGAACUGGGAUGGAUGUGGUUUUGGGCUCUUGCUUGGUCUUUUGAAAUUGUGGACGUGGUUGCGUUUGGUUCAAGGAAGGUAGUUCUUGUUUGUCUGAUCGAUCGAUGAGGGAUUGAAAAUGGGAUGGAUUGGGGGUGGAUUGGGAGGAGAGGAAUUGGAUGUCUGGCGAGACGGAGAGAGGUGGAAGGGAAAGGAGCUCGCAAGGAGUGUGCGAAGUGAUGGUUGAGGUGGGAAAAAAGGAUGAGGCAGACAAGAAGUGAAGAAGUAGACGAGGCAGGAUGGGAAUGUCCUCUCUGGGAGAGACUGACGGGGGGUUUGUUGCGAAAGGCGAGUCGGGUCGGGGGGGUGUGGAGUGGGG
Molecule: messenger RNA, 666 nt
Organism: Colletotrichum godetiae
Lineage: Eukaryota; Fungi; Ascomycota; Sordariomycetes; Glomerellales; Glomerellaceae
Exons: 1
Coding region: 91-390 (99 amino acids)
Source: RefSeq, a predicted model, not a curated record